Messenger RNA from Leucoraja erinaceus (little skate), 4891 nucleotides. RefSeq names its product CDP-L-ribitol pyrophosphorylase A (gene crppa). The transcript is spliced from 11 exons. Bases 382 to 1695 code for a protein of 437 amino acids. NCBI's taxonomy places the organism in Eukaryota, Metazoa, Chordata, Chondrichthyes, Rajiformes, Rajidae. Gene Ontology annotation, biological process: protein O-linked glycosylation via mannose; isoprenoid biosynthetic process. Gene Ontology annotation, molecular function: D-ribitol-5-phosphate cytidylyltransferase activity. The record is from RefSeq and is a predicted model, not a curated record. Gene Ontology annotation, cellular component: cytosol.
ACAGGUGCUGGAUAUUCUUUUGCGCAGCGCCAGUAUAUCACAGCCAUUUAAGAGCAGAAUAUUUUCCAGCCCAGUUUAUUUCCAGUAUCACCACUUGCUUAUUUGCAAGAACUGUUUGUUUAAGCACGUGAUUCAGGAACAACUGGAGGGGCCUUCUUGUAUUGCAACGUUUGCCAUCAAAUUGCACGAUACCUCACCCAUCACCUGCGCCCGGCGGCUGUCAAUCACUCACUCCCAACAGCUGAGCCCAUCUGCGAGACAGCGAGGCUUUUUUUUUGUAUGUGGGGAUUCGCAAUGUGGCCGUUAAGAUUUUAAAAUCAGUUUCUGAUAUCCUAACCGGUGCAUCGUUUUGUGCAACAGUUUUCCCUAUUCCCAAUUCUGAUGGCGGGGGCAGGAAGAGAUUCACAACGGCACCGGCCUCUGGUUGGCGAUCGGAACGAGCAGGCCGGCCAACGCCGGGAGGUCGAUUUCUCCGUGGCCGCCGUGCUGCCUGCAAGCGGUUGCGGGGAGAGAAUGGGAUCGACAACCCCAAAGCAAUUCUGCCCACUCUUGCAGAGGCCGCUCAUCAGCCUCACACUGGAAGCCUUUGAGAGCGUUCAUUGGAUAAAAGAAGUUGUGGUCGUGGUGUCCCAACAGAACUUUGAAUUGAUGAAUUCUGUAAUAGACCGAUACAGUCACUCGCGGGCAACAGUUGUUGUAGGUGGGCUUACUCGCCAUCAGUCCAUUUUUAAUGGGCUAAAAGCAUUGGUGGAAAAUCGGUCCCAUCAGUCGCGGCUGGAGAAACCUGAAGUGGUCAUCAUCCAUGAUGCAGUGAGACCUUUUGUGGAAGAAGACAUUCUCUACAGAGUAGCCAGUGCAGCAAACGAGCAUGGGGCUGCAGGUGCAAUCAGACCACUUAUUUCCACUGUUGUUGCAACGAACCCAGAGGGAUAUCUUGACCAUUCACUGGAACGUUCCAAAUACAGGGCAAGUGAAAUGCCCCAAGCCUUCACGUUUGAUGUCAUUUACAGAGCAUAUGAGCAGUGCACAGAUUAUGAUCUUGAGCAUGGGACAGAGUGUCUUCAUUUAGCUCUGCAGUACUGUGGCAUCUCUGCAAAGCUCAUUGAUGGACCACCUGACCUGUGGAAGGUAACGUACAAGCGGGAUCUUUAUGCAGCUGAAUCAAUUAUCAAGGAAAGUCUUUCCAAGAGUGUUUGUAUCAUCGCUGGAAUGCAAGAAGGGCAAAUUCAAUUAGGCAUUUUAUUACAAGAGGACUUACAACUGGUGAUGAAGGUAGAUUUGUUGAAAUGGUCGUUGAGUAAAGAGAGCAGCUGUGUUCAGGCCAUCACCUCAAAACAACAUUAUAACUUUAUUUACAUCAAUGUCAACAGUUUCAAAAUGCAUCAAGAAAUUGUGCAGUUGAUGGAAGCAGUUGAAAAUGUUAAGCUUUCAGCUUUAUAUCCUGUGGUUGUGACUGUGGUGCACUUGAACAACAUGGAAGCUUCAUCUUUCAGCGUUUGGAUGGACGAUUUUACACAUAUCAAGCAGUUGGCAAAGGAAGCAAUAGGAAAAAAUAUUCUCAUUUACAGCCUGCUGAUUAAUUCUACCCAGAUCACAGCAAUGGAGGAAAGUCUAUCCUGGCCUGAAUCUCACAGGGAGCAAAUGAAAGGAGGGAGAAAAAUACUGGGAGCACGGACAAAAUUCACGAAUCUGUGAAGCAAGGAGCCUCAAUCAUCGAAUCAUUGAUAAAACAACGAAGCCCUGCACUCAUUGGACAGCUCCUUGUGGUAUGAAAGCAGUCAUUAACCCAAAGUCAUGGAUGUUGUGACAUCUGAAGGAACAUACUGCCCUCUGAUGAUGACAAUGUAAAGCUGCAGAUAUCCUCCGUCAAGUGUUAUCAAGAGAUGACCAGGGCCAGCUUUGAAAUAGAAUGAAAUCAGUGUGAAAAUUACAAAAAUCAACAAAACCGGAUCAACAAUUGUAAUUUUGUAUAUUGUUCUUAAAUAACCCUUAAAUAAUCGUUAUUGGUGCUCAAUCUAAGAAUCAGUUAUGAUACUGUUCAUCCUUUCCCAAUAUUUGCUUAUUUUGACGUAGGAAGCCAUUCUACCUAGAGCUCAUGCAAUCUCUCAACAUUGUUUCUCAUUAGUAAUAUGUCUUAAUCAAUAAUAACUAUAAUUAAUUAACAAUAUUAAUAUUACUGCUAUUAGUAAUAAUGUCAAUUAUUAAUUAUAAUUAAUUAACAAAACAAUAAUGAUGAAUUAUUCCCUUAUUAGUAAUAGUUUAUUAUUCCAUUGAUUUCUUGUUCAUUGUUUCUUUGCAUAUCAGUAUCAAAACAGACAAGAGUGCUUGCUCUAUAUCUGCCUGGUGAAAGAGCAAAGAAGAGCUAUGGAGAAUAUUUAGUCAAGACUGGAGAAACAAAUAAGGGAAGGAACAAGGUUUAAGAAACAGGUCAACACAGUGAGUAGAAAACAAUGGUGGAGUAGGGAGGAAUGGGGCAGAUGUUCAACGAACAAUAACAUCCAAACAAGACAGCUAUUGAUUCUCAAUUGAGAACCAAAAAUGGGCCAUUGUGAACAUGGAUCUGGAUGAUUGUUCCGAAGAAUGACAAUCUAUGUAAGAAUUAAGCUUUCUGGGAAGUCGAUUUUAGUAAUUGUGGAAAGAAACUUUCCCAAUUUUUUUGGAUUUUAUUGUAUCCUAUUUUAUUGCCUCCUUUUAAAAAAAGUUAACACAAAAUUCUUAGAUAUUCACAAGAAUUUGCUUGGAUGCGUUUAUGAGGGCAGUGUAUUUGAAGACUGGGUGGGGAAGGGGGAGGAAUUGGUGGAAGGGCGCAACAGACAGCAACAGAUAGCAACAGGAUCGAGACAGAAGAGGCAAAAUUAGGGUAAGUCUUGAAUGGUACUGGAAGAUGUAAAGACUGGAAACAGAGAAAAGUCUCGGAUUUAAAUGGGGCAGAGAUGAAGAAAAAGAUCUGGAAUCAACUUAAUUAAUAGCUCAACUCUACUUGCAAUGUCAUUUGAAUUUUAGAAACCUUUAGAGGUUUCGAUGUGGCAUAUCUUUGAUUUUUGAAUAUCCUUGCAGCAAAAAGAUCAAAGAGAAUAGCAUUAAUUAAAUCCUUAUAUUUUACAUAAUUAUAUUCUAUUACAAACUAAGUACGUACAGCAAUACCUGUUGAAUAAAAUUCCUUCUUUUUUCUAGCAUCCUUCUGCUAAUAUCUUUCAUUAAUGUCAGCUUGAAAAAUUGGCAAAGCUGAUGGUUGGAAAAAUUAAAGCUCAACACUGUUUUCCACUUAUCCCAUUAAGACUCAAAUCAAAGCUCAGCAGACCAAAGACCAAUCCAAAAUAUAUGGUCUAUGACAAUAGGAAGUUCAACUGCAGCUGAAGUGAGGCACCUGGUGGUUAUAGGUUGAACUACAGGUAUACCCAACACUCCAACCAGUUUAUGCUGCGAUCUAUGUGUAGUGGUAACAUUCCAGCCUCACAAAGGUUGCCUGUACAAUUCCAAAAAACCAUGCAGACCAUUGACCAACUAGUUAGAAGAUUGACGUCCACUGGUGAUGUCAACAUCUGUUCAGUAAAGAUGCUCAAUCCCAUGAUUUUUAGUUUAGUUCAAAGGUACAGAGCGGAAACAAGCCCUUCGGCACACCAAGUCCAUGCUGGCCAGUGAUCCCCGCACAUUUACACCAUCCUACAUGCACUAGGGACAAGUUACAAUUUUACCGAGCCAAUUAACCUCCAAACCUGGAGGUCUUUGGAAUGUGGGAGGAAACUGGAGAUCCUAGAGAAAACCCACGCAGGUCAUGGGGAGAAUGUACAAACUCCGUACAGACAGCAUCCAUAGUCAGGAUCAAACUAUGGUGUCUCUGGCACUGUAAGGCGGCAUCUCUACCACUGCUCCACCAUGCCACCCAUCUCUUUAACCCUAUCUGCAGCUCACUCUGUGCAAGACACUUCAAAUUAAAAUGAUGAGGAAGUCAAAAGGAAACUCCCUUAUCCCGUCUACCUUCAGAUCUGGCACAACACUAUGAGGACUGAGACUUGAACUAAGCACUGUGCUGUGACUGAGCAUAAUAGACCAUGGUGAUGUGAUUUGGAGAAAUGGCGGGUGAAAGAAGGUGGCCACAAGUUUUCCUCCUUAUUGAUCUAAAUAAUGUAUUUCAUUCAAUCAUCUCUGGCCUAGCAGACACGUACUCAUUACUAAUCUCAUUCUUAAUGUUUUGUGUGAAUGCAUUUGACUUUAUCCAGAGACCAUAUGGAAACACCUUGCUGAGUCCUGACGCACAAAUACGUAAUAUUCGGCCACAGGCCUCAUUUCAAGGUUUCAUUGUGAGUUUAUUGUCACAUGUACAAUUAAGGUACAGUGAAAUUCAGAUUGCCAUACAGUCAUACCAAUAAGAAGAACAAGACACCCAAAUACAUUUUUAACAAGAACAUCCACCACAGCGCCACCCCUACAUUCCUCACCGUGAUGGAAGGCAAAAAAUGUUCAGUCUUCUUCCCUCUUUGUUCUCCCGCAGUCGGGGCACUCAAACCUUCCGUUGUCGAGGUGAUCUUGGCACCCGCAGCCGCCGGUCAGGGCAAUCAAGCUCACGCAUUGUGGGGGGAUCUCAGUUCCCCGCGCCGGCCGAUCGGACUAGCUAGUCGGGGCUUGUCGAACCUCCUGCGGCUUGGAGCUUCUUAACAUCAGUCUCUACCCGAGACUGCGAACUCCUCGAUGUUGAAAUCAGCAGGCUGCGGUUGGAGCGUCUAUCUCAGGCUCCGAUGGUAAAUCCACGGCCCCGUGGUGGGGCUCAAUGUCAGUCUCAAGCAAGGCCGCCAGCUCCAUGAUGUUAGGCCGCAGAGCGACCAGAGAUACGAUUCUGAAAAAAAUUGCGUCUCCAGCAAGGCAAGAGAUUAAAAGAAAGUUCCCCCGACCC